CCUGGGGAGGGGGAGACCGCUCCGUCUGGCAGGCGCCACCCGGGCUGGGGUCACCUUUUCAGGUGGCUUAACGGCUCUGGAGUGGACGUGUACCCCCGGCUUUUCGCCGUGUUCGGGACCCAGACCCUCCCCUCCCCAGAGAACCUGGACACAGCUUAUCUUCCUCAUCUAUAACGAGCGUGCGGCGAGGGGAUUGAGGGCAGGACGGAGGGCGGGGAUGACUUCCUUUUUUAAAGAACGGAAACCUGGCACGGUUUCUAGGGAGGAGUGUGUGUCCCUCCUUGUCCCCUUUGCGCCCUGCGGCAGGCUAGAACCCCCUCAGGCCCCGGUCUGUGGACUCAGGCGUGAGGCCACUUCCAGGAGGGCCUUUUAGACUAGUGAGGGGCCUCUGGAGAACUGGCAGUCGCCUGGGUUCCCAAGACUGCUUUUGAGUGAAGAGCUACUUCCGGGUUCUGCGUUAGAUAAAGUACUUAGGGUCUUCUGCUGUCCAUCUGCUUUGCGGUGCAAGGUGAUCGUUCUUGCCAGAUGCUUUGUGGGAAAUUUCAGUGGAGAUGUCAAUAUUUUGGCACAGAUGUCCAAGAAGUGACAGUGCUGAAGGGAUUUAACUCUACAUGUCUGGCACAGAUCUGCGGCUCCUAAGAUUGCCAAUAGAUCAUUUGAAGCAUGAUUUAUAAAGAAAGUCAGAUCUCAAGGGUGUCCUGCAAUGCAGAUGUCUUAAAAAGUCUUAACUCAGAGAUGGCAGUGAUUGAAACAUAGUGUGGGAAGGAAGAACAAUAUAUAAAGAAGAAGAAACAGGACUUGGCUCAGCAAGCAAAAGAAACACUGAACAAAGGAGAGGAAACCAACAAAGAUAAAUUUGGAAGCACUGAAUGCAGCAAAACAAGAACAAUGGAUCUCAAGUUCAACAGUUCCAGGAAAUAUAUUUCUAUAACUGUCCCUCCCAAAACACAGACAAUGUCACCACACAUCAAGUCAAUAGAUGACGUUGUAGUGCUUGGCAUAAAUCUCAGCAGAUUUAACAAACUUACUCAGUUUUUCAUAUGUGUUGCUGGAGUUUUUGUAUUUUACCUAAUUUAUGGAUAUUUACAGGAAUUAAUAUUUUCAAUGGAGGGUUUUAAGUCCUUUGGCUGGUACCUAACUUUAGUACAGUUUGCAUUUUACUCCAUAUUUGGCCUAAUAGAACUUCAGCUUAUUCAGGACAAAAGGAGAAGAAUACCAGGAAAAACCUACAUGAUAAUAGCUUUUCUAACUGUGGGUACUAUGGGGUUAUCAAAUACUUCCUUGGGCUACCUGAAUUAUCCCACCCAAGUCAUCUUCAAGUGCUGCAAAUUGAUUCCUGUUAUGCUAGGAGGAGUUUUUAUUCAAGGGAAGCGUUACAACAUUGCAGAUGUGUCUGCUGCCAUAUGUAUGAGCCUUGGCCUGAUAUGGUUCACCCUAGCUGACAGCACGGUUGCACCAAAUUUCAACCUGACCGGUGUGAUCCUUAUUUCCCUGGCACUGUGUGCGGACGCCGUCAUUGGGAACGUUCAAGAGAAAGCCAUGAAACUACACAAUGCUUCCAACUCAGAAAUGGUUUUGUAUUCGUAUUCCAUCGGUUUUGUGUACAUUUUACUGGGAUUGACAUGCACUAGUGGGUUAGGCCCUGCAGUAACAUUUUGUUCAAAGAAUCCAAUUCAGACCUACGGUUAUGCUUUCCUUUUUUCCCUCACUGGGUAUUUUGGAAUCUCCUUUGUUCUGGCUUUGAUUAAAAUUUUCGGUGCACUUCUUGCUGUAACAGUGACAACCGGAAGAAAAGCAAUGACUAUCGUACUUUCAUUUAUGUUCUUCUCCAAACCAUUCACAUUUCACAAUGUCCCUCUUUUUAGCAUAAUAGUGCAGCAACAAAAUAAUAGCAGAAGAAUCUGGCCAACUCAUGUGGAUCACUCUAUUCAAUCUUACGUACAGGAUUUGUACGUGUGUGUAUACCCAGAGAUGACUCAUAAAGAAGACGGGAAUGAAGAAGCAACCAAGGUAGACAAAAAAUGGCCGAAUCUCUUCCUGGAGAUCUGGGAGUAAAUCCACAGCUCCCCAAGCUUGCUUCAAGAUGGUGUGAAUUACACAUACAAUUAAAAGACUUGAAAAUAUGAAUAGAUUUAAAAGAAUAACAACUGUUUUGAAGUUUUGCAAUGCCUGUAUUCAUCUGGACCAUAUCAGAAAAAUAAAGAGAAUGUCAUUACAUAUUCA
Messenger RNA from Lynx canadensis (Canada lynx), 2223 nucleotides. It is a transcript of the gene SLC35B3, whose product is annotated as solute carrier family 35 member B3. The transcript is spliced from 14 exons. Gene Ontology annotation, cellular component: Golgi membrane; endoplasmic reticulum membrane. The record is from RefSeq and is a predicted model, not a curated record. Bases 889 to 2055 code for a protein of 388 amino acids. NCBI's taxonomy places the organism in Eukaryota, Metazoa, Chordata, Mammalia, Carnivora, Felidae. Gene Ontology annotation, biological process: transmembrane transport. Gene Ontology annotation, molecular function: 3'-phosphoadenosine 5'-phosphosulfate transmembrane transporter activity.